This is a messenger RNA of Octopus sinensis (East Asian common octopus), 1461 nucleotides long. RefSeq lists its product as uncharacterized. Lineage: Eukaryota; Metazoa; Mollusca; Cephalopoda; Octopoda; Octopodidae. The record is from RefSeq and is a predicted model, not a curated record. Bases 1 to 1461 code for a protein of 486 amino acids. The transcript has a single exon.
AUGCCACCGAAAAAGAGAAGUCACAUCGGCCGCCAUACUGCAGCAGCAGCUGCGAAAAAGGCGAAGCGCAGCGCCAUAAACGCUUCUGCUGUUGCUGCACAAAGGGCUUCAGAGGACCCACAACAAAGGGCCACUCGACUGGCUACAAACGCUGCGGUUGCUUCAUACGAUGCUGCUUCCACGACUUCAGACGGUCCGGAAACAAAGUCGAAGCGCAGCGCCAUAAACGCUUCUGCUGUUGCUGCACAAAGGGCUUCAGAGGACCCACAACAAAGGGCCACUCGACUGGCUACAAACGCUGCGGUUGCUUCAUACGAUGCUGCUUCCACGGCUUCAGACGGUCCGGAAACAAGGUCGAAGCGCAGCGCCAUAAACGCUUCUGCUGUUGCUGCACAAAGGGUUUCAGAGGACCCACAACAAAGGGCCACUCGACUGGCUACAAACGCUGCGGCUACUGCUGCUUCAACAUUUUCGACACAUUCCCACGACUCAGACCAGCAACGUUCUACAUUCCAGCGGAACAGUCGACGCCGCGGUCUGACGAGUCCAAACAGACCUUACUGGCUUCUACGUGCUUUCAAGUAUGAGCCCAACUUCAAUUACUCGAUGCACGCUGACAAAUAUUGGGGAAAGUUCUUCAAUUGCCAAUUCUGCAAUGCUAAAAAGUGGGCUGGGGAACCACCUGCGAUGUGCUGCUUAAACGGUAAGGUCAGCUUGCCCCCUCUUCGGGAGCUGCCAGACCCUUUGAAGGAAUUACUUACUGGUUCCACCUCAAGGUCAUCAAAAUUCCUUCAACUCAUCAGGAAAUACAAUUGUGCAUUUCAGAUGACUUCUUUCGGGGCUAACGUUGUCAGAGAAACUGGUUGGAUGCCUACUUUCAAGGUCCAGGGCCAGGUGUACCACCUUAUUGGGUCACUCCAGCCACUACAAAAUUGCAAACCUUCGUUCCUUCAAAUUUAUUUUAUUACAAAUUAUAAUAGGCAACUUGAUUUGCGUUUCGACGUAAUUCCACAACCUGCAAACACUGACGCUGACAAUUUCGACAGGGACGUGCUGCUCACUCUGCAAAACAUGCUUCAUGACCACAACAGCUAUAUUCGCAGUUUCAAAUACGCCUUGGAAACAGCCCCUUCACCAACAUUCACCAUUGUCAUCGUUGCUGACAAAAGGCCUUCUGGGGAGCACGCGCGGCGAUAUAACGCUCCUUCGUGCAAUGAAGUGGCCAUAGUUCUCCAUGGUGAACAGCACAAGCAGCGGGACAUAGUUCUUCAAAGCCGCGACAGUGGUCUUCAGCGUAUUAAUGAGACGCAUCGGUCAUAUGACGCCCUGCAGUAUCCCUUCUUUUUCCGUAUGGAGAAGACGGGUACCAUUUCGGCAUUCCUCACCACAAACCAAACGAGCCCUCGGCUGCGACAUCUAAAACUGUUUCAUGUAUGGCUUUUUACUCAUACCGCUUCAUGA